GAAAUGUCCUCAAUGAUCUCUUCCCAGGGACUGUGGAUUGACAGAGCGAUUCCCUUUGAAGUGAAUGAAGUGACUCCUGCCCCUCUGGGAUGUCCUAGGUGAUGCCCAGUUCUACUGCGAUGGCCAUUGGGGCUCUUUCUAGUUCCCUCCUUGUGACCUGCUGCCUGAUGAUCGCUCUCUGUAGCUCCACUGCCCCCUUUCAAAAACUGGCCAAGGCUCAAGACAAGCAAGAGAUAAAGGCAAGCCAAGAAAAGAGGGACCACACGUCAGGCCGGGAGAACCAGAACCAGACGGGACCGGGAAAAACAAAUGACGUUGGCAGGAAUGGUAGAGAGGAGGGUACCAGAGACUGGAAGAACAAAAGCAGCAGGAAUUAUUCUAAUAAGGAAUCUUGGACUAAACAAAAACAAGCUGUGAGUAGCCAGGCAACCAGCAUUAAGUUUGGGAGCCUCCAAGCCCGCGAGCAAAUGGAUGGUGUUCAAGAGGAGCUUCCAGUUGUGGAAGAGUCCUCCUUUUUGGAUGCUGUGGCUAGUACUACCCCUGAACCUCCGGAGGAGUAUGCUUAUCCGGACUACCGUGGGAAAGGCUGUGUGGAUGAGAGUGGCUUUGUAUAUGCUAUUGGGGAGAAGUUUACACCAGGUCCCUCUGCUUGCCCUUGCCUUUGCACGGAAGAGGGACCGCUGUGCAUUCAGCCUGAGUGCCCUAGACUCCACCCCCGAUGUAUUCACGUGGACACUAGUCAAUGUUGCCCACAAUGCAAAGAAAGGAAGAACUACUGUGAGUUCCGGGGAAAGACCUAUCAGACCCUGGAAGAGUUCAUGGUUUCCCCAUGUGAGAAAUGCCGCUGUGAAGCCAACGGUGAAGUGGUGUGCACUGUAUCUGCUUGUCCUCAAACCGACUGUGUGGACCCUGUGUAUGAACCAGAUCAGUGCUGUCCCAUCUGCAAAAAUGGCCCCAACUGCUUUGCAGAAACUACAGUCAUUCCAGCAGGUCGAGAGGUGAAGACUGAUGAAUGCACGAUAUGCCACUGUACUUACGAAGAAGUUACUUGGCGAAUUGAACGGCAAGCAAUGUGUACCAGACACGAAUGCAAGCAAAUCUAGAACUGCAACUUCAGUGGACUCAGAUGAUUUUUUAUAAAAUAUUUCCAUGUGCCACAUGAUCUUUAGGGAAACGAGAAGAGACAUCAAACAAAACCAAGUUUCUUUUUGAGGACAAAGCAGCUGCAGAAACUUUCUUUUCCCACAGUAAAAUAAGCCUGCGGAAAUCAAAGACGGUUUGGACUUAAAAGUUCGUGUACUAUUAAAAUGUGUUAUAUUUCCACAGUGAGUACUUUAAAGUACACUCUAUCAAAGAUGAUAUUAUUUCUAUAAUCUCAUUAUAGAGUUUAAAAAUGUUUUAUAUAGAUGAUACAGAUUAAAAUACUAUAAAUGGUUGACUGUCUUCUUGCAUACCUGGCCAUGCCUCAAAUAAAAAUACUCUUUUAUGAUAUAA
Molecule: messenger RNA, 1494 nt
Organism: Heteronotia binoei (common prickly gecko)
Lineage: Eukaryota; Metazoa; Chordata; Lepidosauria; Squamata; Gekkonidae
Gene: VWC2
Product: von Willebrand factor C domain containing 2
Exons: 3
Coding region: 102-1103 (333 amino acids)
Biological process (GO): negative regulation of BMP signaling pathway
Cellular component (GO): AMPA glutamate receptor complex
Molecular function (GO): protein binding
Source: RefSeq, a predicted model, not a curated record